Molecule: messenger RNA, 2665 nt
Organism: Notodromas monacha
Lineage: Eukaryota; Metazoa; Arthropoda; Ostracoda; Podocopida; Cyprididae
Source: the annotation of a GenBank genome assembly
GGCUAAUUUUAGCAGAAUGCAAACAUUUUUGAUAAGGGGUUCUCUGAAGGAAAGUCGAUUUAUCCCUGCAAGGUGAAACAUGUUGGUUCAAGGACUUUCUUUGUUGUUGACACUUGCAGCUUUGGUUGACUCAGCUGCAAUUCCUACUAAAAUUGGAGGAUUUUCUGGAAGAGUAGAUCAAAGUGGAGUCACAGUCUCAGGACUGUCCUCUGGAGGAGCAUUUGCCACUCAAUUCCAUGUGGCCUACUCUGAACUGGUCACUGGAGCUGGAAUAAUUGCUGGAGCACCUUAUCAUUGUGCUGGAGGCAACUUGAUUCAGGCAACUUACUGCCAAACUUUGCCCUCCAUGGUGAGUGUGUCCUCAAUGGUCAGUGAUGCUGAGAGCUUUGCCAGGACAGGCAAGAUUGACAGUCUGGACAAUCUGAGUAAUGACAGGGUCUACAUCUAUCACUCAUCACUGGACACCACUGUUAACAUUGGAGCUGGACACUCUGUGAGGGACUUUUAUGAGAAUUUCAUGCCAGCUUCCAGCAUCACCAUUGAAAGUGGCAUUUCUUCUUCUCAUGGCAUUCCCACAGAGAAUUAUGGUGAUGCCUGCUACUCAUUCCUGAGUUCAACUUACAUUUUGGAAUGUGGAUACAGUGCAGCAUUUGAGGCAGUCAAUUAUUUAUAUGGUGGAAUCAAUCCUGCAGCAGCCAGUGCCCCAGGAACGUUGUCAACAUUCAGCCAAGGGGAUUUUGUCACAGGAGAUCCAGCUGCAAUCAGCAUGGCUGACACUGGCUAUGUGUACAUCCCUACAAAUUGUGAGACUGAUGACAGUGUUUGCAAGCUACAUGUGGUAUUCCAUGGCUGCAGACAAGGAAUUGAUGCUUUGGGUGACAUCUAUGUGAAACAUGCUGGAUACCUGGAGGUGGCUGAGUCCAAUGACAUUGUCCUAUUGUUCCCUCAAGUCAAAGCCAGCAUAUUCUCACCUCAGAACCCUCUUGGAUGUUGGGACUGGUGGGGUUAUGAUGAUGCCCUUUUUGCAGACAAAUAUGCAACCAAAGAAGGACCUCAAAUGGAAGCAGUGUACAACAUGUAUAGAGGAAACAUGUUGGAAAACAUUCCUUGUCGCUACACCUUGGCAGUGCUGGCAUUUUUGGGAUUUGUGUACAACUACAGCAUGAGGAUCAACAUGAACAUAGUCAUUGUAGCCAUGAUCAACUACACUGCAAUCCCUCAUAUCAGUCAGGCUGAGCAGGCAAAGGAAUGCUCAGUUGAGGGAGAUGUCAGCCAUUUGAUCAAUACUAGUAGUCCAUUGGUUCCUGUUGUGGACACACACCAUCCUUCGCAGGAAGGAGAAUUUGCUUGGAAUGAAGAGCAGCAAGGACUGGUGCUUGGGUCAUUCUUUUGGGGAUAUAUUGUGACUCAAAUCCCUGGGGGCAGGGUUGGAGAGUUGUAUGGAGUGAAAAGGGUCUUUGGGCUGGGGCUGAUGGUGGCAGCAUUGCUGACCCUGCUGACACCCCUUGCUGCUAGGACUGACUACAGACUGUUGAUUGCUGUGAGGAUCCUCAUGGGGAUCUUUGAGGGUGUGACAUAUCCUUCAAUGCAUGCCAUGUUGGCACGUUGGGUGCCUCCAUUUGAGCGCAACAAGUUCUCCACCUUUGUGUACACUGGAGCCCAGGUUGGCACCAUCAUCACCAUGCCUCUGGUGGGGAUCCUGACCACAAGCUUUGGCUGGGAAUCAGUGUUCUAUGUCAUUGGAACUGGGGCCCUUUUGUGGGGCAUAUGUUGGAUGCUGUUGGUCUAUGACACCCCUGAGGAACACCCUAGGAUCACAGCCAAAGAGCUCAAGUACAUUCAUGAUGGCAUUGGUGCUGGUCAUGAAAGAGGCAAGGCUUUGCCAGUACCCUGGGGACAAAUGUUGAGAUCAAAGCCUUUCUGGGCAUUAAUUUUGGUGAGUAUGUCAACAAACUGGGGUUUUUGGCUGUUACUCACAGAGUUGCCAACAUAUCUGAGGAACAUCCUUCAUUAUGACAUCAAAAAGAAUGGAUUUGUAUCUGCUCUACCCUAUUUCUCCAUGUGGACAACAAGUUUGGUGUUGAGUACAGUUUCUGAUCAUUUCAGAAAGAAAGGGACUUACUCUUUCACUACCAUCAGGAAUAUCAAUAACUCCAUUGCCCACUUUGGACCAGCCAUUUGCUUUGUGUCACUCAUAUUUGCUGGAUGCAAUGAGUAUUUGUCUUUGGCCCUGCUGAUUGCUGCAGGCACAAUGCAAGCAGGAUUCUGGCCUGGUACUAUAACAAACCACUUGGAUCUUGCACCCAAUUUUGCAGAAUUCCAGAUUUUAGUUGACGUUCGCUCCGCUUGGUUUCGCUCCGAUCAACAGCAAAACCUGAAGAACUGGGCGAAGGUAUUUUGGCUCGCAGCUGGGAUCAAUGUUGUGGGCAACGGGAUUUUUCUGGCCUUCGGCAGCAGUGAAGAAGCUACAUGGAACCGACCUCGGAUGACCCACGAUGACCCCAAAAAUGGAGGACUUCCUGAGCCAGAGUCUCAGGUCAGACUAGUGUCUGAUUUCUCAAAUCCGGCUUUUGUGAACCUGGAUGAUGACUUGGCAGAGUACAGUCAUGAGCCAGUCACAGAGCCCAGUUCCAGAAAUCGGUCGGAAAUUGUUUUCAGCCUGUGA